AUGCAUAAUGAGCAGUAUCGACAUGUUGAUAGAGAGGCUGUGAUUGAAUCAAUCGACAUCGAAUCUCUUGAAAAGCUUUCUGAGAAUCAAAAGCCUCCAAAAACAAGACGAUCUUUGAGGGAACGACUUGAUCAUUUGAAAAAAAAUGUACAAGGAACAUUACUGAUCAAAUCUCAAGAAGCGCUCAAUGCAAGGCAAGUGCUGAUCAAAAUUCAUGGUGAAGCAAGAAAUUCUUGGAGUAAAACCACGGAAAGUGCGAGCACGAAUUCUGAUGGAUCCACUUCAACAACAACUUCAACAACUUAUUACGAUUCAACAAUUGAAAUUCUUUCUGGUGAGAGCCGGGUUUGGGGUGUAUGUGUGGGAAAGUCAGAGAUUCCGGCAGGAGAACUUCGAUUAGACUUCAGCUUCAACUUGCCACCAAACUGUCUCUCGACAUUUCACUCAUUUGAUGGAAAAAUUCUCUAUUCGGUGAAAGCCGAAGUGGACACAGGACGGUGGAAUUUUAACAAAACAACGACUUCGGAGUUCACUGUCGUAAAGCCUUGUGACUUGAGCUUGAAUCCAAAACUCCUCGCCGCUCAUCGAGCAGAGAAAUCUCACAACAUUGGCAUCCCAUUAUUUCGAAAAGGAAAUGUGACCUUGACGGCUACGAUCUCAAAAAUUGGAUUCGUGCCAAAUGAAACUUUGAAUAUAAACUUGAUUGUAAACAAUGCGAGCAAAAGGAAAGUUGAUAUGUUAGAAAUCUCAUUGGAAGGAAAACAAGAACUUUUGGCUUUUGAAUUUGGAAAAAAGCAAUAUUCGAUUGAAGAUGGCUUUCAAAAUGAAAAAGCACGAUUCGAUGAGAGAAAGAUAUCUUCAAAGCAUCAUGGGAAAAUGAAAUGUGCAAUCAGUGUUCAACCACACUGCACAGAAUCUCUUGCGAUUCCAUUCGAAAUCCCUUGCGUUCCCUCUUCAUUUGAAUGUGCGAUUAGCCGGCUGUUCUACGUGUUAAACGUUUCAAUUCGUUCCAAAGAAACGCUAAACUCUUCAACGAGUUGUCAGCUUCCAAUUGUAAUCGGUGAUAUUGGAUUUGAAAAAGUUGGAGAGUACGAUCCUCCACCUGUUUACGCAGAGAAACCUAAAAUGAAGCCCGCUUCC
Mesorhabditis belari is the source of this 1140-nucleotide messenger RNA. The record is from the annotation of a GenBank genome assembly. Lineage: Eukaryota; Metazoa; Nematoda; Chromadorea; Rhabditida; Rhabditidae.